AAAAUUCAAAAGUUGUUAUGGUUUCGCAAUUUGUUGUCACACGUUGUUGUCGUGUCAUUAUUUAACGUGAACCUUAUACAAUUAUUUAACUAUCUCUAAUGAAAAAUAUGAAACAAAACUUUUAAAAUGGUUGACGAAGGAACUAGAAAGACCCUCAGUAGCAUCCCUUUACUGAAAACCAAAGCAGGUCCAAGAGAUAAGGAGUUAUGGACAACUAGGUUAAAAGAAGAAUAUCAAGGUCUUAUCAAGUAUGUCCAGAACAACAAAGAAGCAGAUAAUGACUGGUUUAGACUGGAAUCUGAUAAAACAGGUACAAAGUGGUUUGGCAAAUGUUGGUACAUCCAUAAUCUGUUGAAAUAUGAGUUUGAUCUUGAAUUUGAUAUUCCAAUUACAUACCCAACAACAGCACCAGAGUUAGCACUACCAGGUUUAGAUGGUAAAACAGCUAAGAUGUACAGAGGUGGUAAAAUCUGUCUGACAGACCACUUCAAACCAUUAUGGGCAAGAAAUGUACCACGCUUUGGAAUUGCACAUGCUAUGGCACUUGGGUUAGGACCAUGGCUAGCUGUGGAGAUACCAGAUUUAAUUGAAAAAGGAAUCAUAAAAUAUCAAGAGAAGUCAGAAGAUUCUAAGUAAAUAAUAUUCUAUUCUGUAUAUAUUGUGUAUAUUAUUAUUAAAUAUUUUAUACAUA
Messenger RNA from Pieris brassicae (large cabbage white), 691 nucleotides. It is a transcript of the gene Ufc1, whose product is annotated as ubiquitin-fold modifier-conjugating enzyme 1. Gene Ontology annotation, biological process: protein K69-linked ufmylation. Gene Ontology annotation, molecular function: UFM1 conjugating enzyme activity. Bases 127 to 636 code for a protein of 169 amino acids. NCBI's taxonomy places the organism in Eukaryota, Metazoa, Arthropoda, Insecta, Lepidoptera, Pieridae. The record is from RefSeq and is a predicted model, not a curated record. The transcript has 4 exons. Gene Ontology annotation, cellular component: cytoplasm.